GGAUGGUAGUGUUAAAAGUAACUUAGGAUGUUCCUGCCAUUUGUUAAGAGGAAAACUUAUGCUGAGUUCAGAAAGAAUGUCCUGAAAACUAAUGAAUCUGUGAAGAUAGGGGGAACAAUUUUUUUAAGACUGCUUGGAAUGAAGGCUGCCUGAGGAGUUAUUAGAGAAUAGGUAGUUGAAUUAGAUUUGGGUUCUACACCUCCUAAAGGGUUUGGCAGAAGGGAGCCGUACCAACAAGAAACAAAGUUGAUCAGGUGGAGCUACUCAUAGAAGACUGAAGUUGAAGAGUUUGAACUAGAGGUGACAAGUUGAAGAGUUGGAACUAGAGGUAGUGGGGAGUCUUUGAAGCUUCUUGAGUAGGGCAGAGAGACUCCUUGAAAGUGAAAUUCUGGAAGUGAAUCUGGCAGUUGAAUGCAGGACAGAUGGGAAAGGAAAGGGUUUGAUAGUAGGAAAACUAGUUACAACCUAGGUGGUCAGUGAUGAGGUCUGGUCUUUUCCCCUACACUGUAACUGUCCUUUGAGUUUGAAUUGAUUAUGAGUUACGCAGGUAAAGAUGUACUCUUGGCAGCUGCUGUUGAUCUGUGAGUCCCUGGAAGACUUUUUUUUUUCUUUUAAAUCCUCUGACCUGGCACAUAGUAAACUCACAAUAUCUGUUAGAUGGCUGAAGUGCAUCAUAAAUGUAUGCUAGGUGUGUCUGAACAUUUUGAAUUGUCUUAUUUCUGUCACUGGCCUGAAGAAUGAACGUAGAGGCAGAUGUAUUUGUAAAGUUGGAAAGAAGCAAGCGUUGUGUACGUUUCUGUUAUAAGGCAGGUGUAAAUGCCGAUUCAGAUAUAAAUGCGAAGAAUUCCAAGGGAGAUUGAGAAACAACAUUCAUUUCUCCUGUUCCCCCCCACCGCCCUGCACAUUUACCAGUAGGACAGAGAUCUAUAAAAGUUGAGAAAUUCCACCUUAAAAGAAUUAUUACCUUCCAUGCUCCAGACCUAGGUUCUAAUUUCACUAAACAGAUGAACAUCACGUAUUACUUAAAUACUUGAAGCUCCCUUUUCCAAGGACCCUGAAAUUUUGACAUCCGGAAUUAAAUUAAUGUCAUUACAUUAAUUAGAAACUUGUUUUGGGUACAGGACUUUUAUGGUUUUGUGUCCGGGAUGGGAGAACCUGUUUCUACCCUAACUGUAUGGCAUUCAAGAGACUACACCUGUUCUUGCAGAAUUGGCCUUCUGUGGCAGGAAACAAAACGAAGAACCAACUCAAAUGUCAUUGCUAGUGACACAGAGCUUAUGCUCUAGGGUUUCAGGUUAACUCAAAGCACACACUUAGUGAUGAAGAAUAAAAGUAUUUGUUCUUUAUUUCUGGAGAAGAAACUUUUAGGUUUGUCUUGUUGAAACUUCGUAGAGAAAUUUAAAGAAUUCAAAGUUUUUGUUUGGUAUGACAGUACAGCUUUAGCCAGUAUGGGUACGUCAGUUACGACAUCCUUAAUGUUUCUCCCAGUGAGUCUAGGCACUUGGUGAUUUAGAGUUGUUCUCAGUAUAAUUUAUGCAAAUGUCAUGUCUUUUUUUUUUUCUUCCUCAAUUUUCAAAGAGCAAUAAUUGCCCCUCAGAUAAACCUCAUUGGCUGCGAUACUGCCACUGCCAAAAACUCUUUUGUUUCUGGUUUUUGUUUUUGUUUUUUAUAAUCUCUGUAUUGCCUCCUCCCUCUUCCUCAUUCAGCUGGUCCUUUGUUAGGCCGUUCACUUUUCCAUUUCUGUGUCAAUGUCACAGUCCAUUUGUUGGGAACUCCUCUUGUCUAAACUGUUUUCUUAAAACAAGGAAGGAAAUUCUAUUAGUGAUUUCUUCAUUCUUGGAGAGUACAGCUCUAUUCAAACAUGACUUAUUUACAUUGAUUUUGAUAUAUCAUAAUAUGUGCCCCCCAAAAUAACCAUAUGAAGAACUUGAUAGUUUCUUUUUAAAGAUAUUUCCCAGUCUAUUCCGCAACAAAAAGGCUGCAUUAGUAUUUCACAAGUAUAAAAAAGGACUGACUAAUAAAGGAACUUGCGUUUAUCAUAAAUUUAAGGUUAAUCAGUGGCAUGAAGUUUAAGUUACGCCUCCUCAAACUGUGAUUUGCUAGUUGCAGAUUAACCAGCGAUUCCAUUUCCUUGAAAAGCAGGAAGUACUUGGACAUUGUUUUAUGGUUUUAUAGAGAUUAAAGGAUGCAAUUAGCAGGAACUCUCGGGAGGUGCCCUGGAAAGUGCAGUCAUUGGGAGCCAGGAGAUGUGGGACUAGUCCCAGUUCAGCCACUGCGAACUUGAACAAAUAAUUUGGGCUUCAGUUUUUUUGUCAUUUAAAAGAUCUUUGCAACUCUGUUUCUAGUCUGUGAAGAUUUUCCACUGAUACAAACUGGAUGGCUUCUACAGGGAGCCAGGCCUCUGAUAUAGACGAGAUUUUUGGAUUCUUCAGUGAUGGCGCACCCCCCACCAAAAAGCCCAGGAAGCUGCUUCCAAGCUUAAAAACUAAGAAGCCUCGAGAACUUGUGCUAGUGAUUGGAACAGGCAUUAGUGCUGCAGUUGCACCUCAAGUUCCAGCCCUCAAAUCCUGGAAGGGGUUAAUUCAGGCUUUACUGGAUGCUGCCAUUGAUUUUGAUCUGUUAGAAGAUGAGGAGAGCAAAAAGUUUCAGAAAUGUCUCCAUGAAGACAAGAACCUUGUCCAUGUUGCCCAUGACCUCAUCCAGAAGCUGUCUCCUCGUACCAGUAAUGUUCGAUCCACAUUUUUCAAGGACUGUUUAUAUGAAGUAUUUGAUGACUUGGAGUCAAAGAUGGAAGACUCUGGAAAACAGUUACUUCAGUCAGUUCUCCACCUGAUGGAAAAUGGAGCCCUCGUAUUAACUACAAAUUUUGAUAAUCUCCUGGAACUGUAUGCAGCAGAUCAGGGGAAACAGCUUGAAUCCCUUGACCUUACUGAUGAGAAAAAGGUCCUAGAGUGGGCUCAGGAGAAGCGGAAACUGAGCGUGUUGCAUAUUCAUGGAGUCUACACCAACCCUAGUGGCAUUGUCCUUCAUCCAGCUGGAUAUCAGAAUGUGCUCAGGAACACUGAAGUCAUGAGAGAGAUUCAGAAACUUUACGAAAACAAGUCAUUUCUCUUCCUGGGCUGUGGCUGGACUGUGGAUGACACCACUUUCCAGGCCCUUUUCCUGGAGGCUGUCAAGCAUAAAUCUGACCUAGAACAUUUCAUGCUGGUUCGGAGAGGAGACGUAGAUGAGUUCAAAAAGCUUCGAGAAAACAUGCUGGACAAGGGGAUUAAAGUCAUCUCCUAUGGAAAUGACUUUGCCGAUCUUCCAGAAUAUUUCAAGCGACUGACAUGUGAGAUCUCCACAAGGGGUAGAUCAGCAGGGAUGGUGAGAGAAGGUCAGCUAAAUGGCUCAUCUGCAGCACACAGUGAAAUAAGAGGCUGUAGUACAUGAGCGAGCUAGAGAAAUCACCACCGUUAGACCAAGCUGUAAGGCCCUACCACGGACAGUGUUUAACAAAUAAACUUACAAGAACCCAACACAACUCCCAGAAAGUAACAAUAGCCAGAGGUUGAAGGGCGGGGUAGAAGAGGGGGGAAUGUUCCAGCGUAAUCCUUCAUACCACCUGGUUCUUGAUAUUCUGCUGCCUGUUCAAGAAUAAAAGUGACAGCAGGACCCAAAUGCAGCUCCCGACCCACUCCCCAGGCUGGACAUGCUUGUGUCCACACAGCACACCAAUGUGAUACCUCCACUGACUGGCUGCAGCUCUGCAUGGACUCGGGGUCUAGAUGCCAUGGAAUCACCGUGGCUCUUGUUGCAGUUUUGUACUCUAUACUUGGUUUUUCAAUUAAGCUUAAUGGCUUUUUUAAAACAUGACUUGAAGCUCUAGUUUUCUAGAUCUUUUACAGUGUACAGUAUUUUACAUAACUGAGCUGUAUUAAAAGCUUGUUCAUUUA
This is a messenger RNA of Cercocebus atys (sooty mangabey), 3935 nucleotides long. It is a transcript of the gene SIRAL1, whose product is annotated as family with sequence similarity 118, member B. Bases 2377 to 3432 code for a protein of 351 amino acids. The transcript is spliced from 8 exons. NCBI's taxonomy places the organism in Eukaryota, Metazoa, Chordata, Mammalia, Primates, Cercopithecidae. The record is from RefSeq and is a predicted model, not a curated record.